Molecule: messenger RNA, 477 nt
Organism: Hordeum vulgare subsp. vulgare (domesticated barley)
Lineage: Eukaryota; Viridiplantae; Streptophyta; Magnoliopsida; Poales; Poaceae
Exons: 1
Coding region: 1-477 (158 amino acids)
Source: RefSeq, a predicted model, not a curated record
AUGUGGUGGUGGAGGAGCCGCAAGUUCCGGCUCAACGUUGACGGUGACGACGUCCAUUGCUUCGUCCACGGGCUCCAUUACUUUGUCCGCGUACAGGUUUGGAGCAGCCGGUCUGGCAAGAAUCCAGGCCGGGAGCGGCGCCGCUGUAGGCAUGACCGGUUCACGCAAAGCACCAGAAGACCAAGCACCGUCGCGACCUUGGGCGCCAUGUCCAAGACGUGGUCCAGGGCGACGAAAACCGUUCCGACGGCCUCCAAACUGGCGAAGAUCGCGGGCAUUGCUGUUGUGGCGGCGAAGUCCGUCAACACCAUGGCAACGACGACGGUUCUAUCAACGUCGACCUCCGUCACGAACAAGGUGCGGGAAGAAGGAUGGGAGACCACGAGUCAUCCUCUUACCUUCUCCUUUCUUCCCUUCUACUUUGCUUUUUUCCCUGCGACUAUCGACGGCGUAAUCUUGCUCUUUCGACAGAGUUGA